This is a messenger RNA of Desarmillaria tabescens, 1614 nucleotides long. RefSeq lists its product as uncharacterized. Gene Ontology annotation, molecular function: ferrous iron binding; cytosine C-5 DNA demethylase activity. Gene Ontology annotation, biological process: DNA alkylation repair; DNA repair. Bases 1 to 1614 code for a protein of 537 amino acids. The record is from RefSeq and is a predicted model, not a curated record. NCBI's taxonomy places the organism in Eukaryota, Fungi, Basidiomycota, Agaricomycetes, Agaricales, Physalacriaceae. The transcript has 15 exons.
AUGCGCCUACCGGCGGAUUCGGAGCCCCCCAUAGGAUGUAGACAGCCUUUACCAAGGUAUCCGCCCAUUUGGGCAAAGUCUCGUCAAGAGGUGUGCGAAACAUGGGACUGGUUCAGAAGCUACCAAGGAGGUGUUUACUUUCGCCAGAACGAAGCCAAAGGUUAUCUGCUAAGCGCUUUCUCAUCAAAACGUGAUGGCUGGUUCCACAAUGGAAAAUUGAUCAUUUCCCAUGGCGGAGGAAAAGCCGAGAGCAUCCAUCAUACCAAAGGACAUCUCGAGAAGCAAGCAGCUUCGGACCAGAACGCAGAAGACUUUUCUGUACGAGCUCUAUUGAAAAAUUUUCGCAACAACAUUCCCGUCGCACUUCUGAUUGACGACAAGUACGUUCAUUUCCCGUUCAGUCUGGACGCGCGGGAUGUCGCAUAUGCUGUGCUUGGUUUUUACAAGAUCACUCAUGUUUGGUCGGAAUUACAACCUGCGAACAAUGAUCGGGGACGUGUUGUUCGGUAUAAAUUUGCAUUCCAAUGGUAUGAAUCUCAGGGCCAACCAUGGUGGUGUUCGACGCCGGAAGACCUUCCUACUACGAGUAAGCCGAAUCCAAACCAUUUCUUUGGCUCGGUGUACCAAGAAUGCUCUGACUGCCGACACAUGUCUCCCCAAGUCUAUGAGAUUGGAUGGAUGUGCCUUCAGUCUGAAUGUCGACGUUUCUGGGUGAUAGAUACAAGCGAUGCCGUUCUACUUGAGCAGCUGAAGUACAAUCCUGCCUUUUUGGAGCUCCUUCCCAAUCUCACGUUACCUGUCACUUUGAGUAUUUUCCCACCUUCACCACCGUCGGUCCUCGAGAGUACGGUCACCACAACCGAAUUAUUUGCUAGGGGCUGGCACUGUACGAAAUGUGGUCGUCUAUCUUGCAGGUACACGUGGCAGCUCUGGGAAUGUGCUCACUGUAAGAAUUCCCUCCGUGUUCAAGGGGCGAUUCAGCACGCUCGUGAUUUGCAAGGAGAAAGCAAAAAAUCUUCCAUGAUGGCGAUAGAUGCGGGACACUUGAAACUUUCGUUUUUCCUGAUGACGCGUACGCUAUUUUCCAUGAAAGACGACAGGAUCUCAUGUUUGAAUAGAGGUUUUGUUCAUCGCAUCAAAGGCUGCGGUGUUGGCAUGAAUCAAGAAGCAAACAAAAUUUUCAUCAAAUAUCAAGAAGAGGCGAUGGAAGGCAAACUCUUAUUUAGACGUUGGCCACUGCGAGCAGUGAGCCGAGGUGAACUGUUGACUCACUACUUCUCUCAGAAUAGUAAGUGCACAUUGGCCAUAAUUUUACCUCCUUAUCAAUAUGUCGGCGGAACUGAGAACACUGUUCCAUGGGAUCAGGCUCCUUCGGCGGUGAUUGAAGCUAGGGCGUUGAUGCAGCAUCGCAUUAAAUUGGCUCUCGAUGACACAUGCGAAUCCGAAUUCAAUGAGGUUCUGAGCGCUGCUUACAUGCAAAAACAAAAAAUGGCGGGCGACAUUCUGGUCAUGCAAGGCGCAGAUAUCCAGAGAUGUUACGAACAUACUGUCGAACCAUCUAACUUCCGCAUUGCAGCGACUGCCAGGUAUAUUGCCCCGAAUACCCUGGCCUAA